This is a messenger RNA of Coregonus sp. 'balchen', 18605 nucleotides long. Lineage: Eukaryota; Metazoa; Chordata; Actinopteri; Salmoniformes; Salmonidae. The record is from the annotation of a GenBank genome assembly.
GGUCAUUGAGAUCAGCAGUGUCAAGGGGGAGGUGGAACAGGUGAGGAGAGGGGGAGCACCAAGGGACUGGGAUGGUUUGGACAGGGGAGGAGGAGUAAUCGUCACUCAUGUUCUACCGUCUCCCUGAUUGGCCCACCUAGAACUGGGCAAUAUAUCGUGAAUACCGGUAUACAGGUAUGGAUCCAAAUCCCGUCUAUAACGAUUCUUUGAUACAGUGCUAAAUUAAAAGUUCUACAAAUUGAACUACUUCACUGUCAGUUUUUGUUCUAGUUUGGUUGAGUAUAAAACCAUCAGAAUGGAGAAAGCCCAUUAAAACCACUUAGAACUAAUUUGUUGCCAUUCAAGGGUCAUGCACUACUCGUAAAACAUAUUUUGAACUUUUAUUAUUCAGAAACAUAAAAUACCGCCAUACUGUCAAAAAUGUGAGAGAUUGUGAUAUCGCCCAACCCUAGGCCCACCCCACCCAGUCCAUUCUGUUGAUUGGUUGUGCCUCUCUUUUCUUAUGAUGUCAUCCCUGUAGUUGUGUCCACCUUUCUUUCAGGACACACAGCCCAGUAAGAAUGAUCUGACUGCCACUAUAAAUCUCCAUGUUGAAAAGGCAACAACGGCCUGUGUGCAAGAAGUCAUCUCCCCUGUUUAUUCAGAGGGAUAAAUCAAAGCUGCAGCUUUUCUCUCUGGGCCAGACCUCUAGAACUUAGAAUGUAUCAUUUAAAAAAGAUGAUAACACUACGGUAGGCCAGGGCAUGCCCAGGCUCAGUCAAGAGAGACCUCCACCUCAGCUGCUGUAUUAACUAGUAUAUGCCCAGUAUUUUUUUAACUGAAUUAAUUUACAGGGAAGAAGGAAGCUAAAUGUUUACCCACACGAUUGAGAGGUCGUGGUAAUCUCUUCCUGUAGUGUUAGAGAAUUAUAGGCAUCGGGUUGUUUUCACAAGCCUGUGAGUGUUGACAUUGGUGUUGGUCUAGUCGAUCUAGAGAGCUACCUGUUUCCAUGAAACCUUGUGGCAGUCUGGUAUACAGCCUGUUGGAACAGCCAUGCAGGAGAAGCCCUGAGUGAUUUGGAGCAGAGCAGAACAGAUCAGAGGGCAGUUGCUCUGUCAGCAAGCAAGAAGCCUUCCUUCAAUCAUUAACAUCAGUGACCCAACAGUCCACUCAUCAACAAGGCACCCUGGUCUCUCUCUCUCUCACACACACACACACACACACACACACACACACACACACACACACACACACACACACACACACACAGGGGCUCUAGACUGGCAGAGGUGCAUGACGGUGUAUUAAUACACUACCACAACCAGAGACAAAUAUAGGAGUUACUUGGAGUGUGUCUGUUGCCUUUGACUCCCUGCCACUGCAUUAGCCUUGUAAAUGGGGUGGGGGUUUUGAUGGUGUGUAUCCUGCUCUCAUCAAUCUGUCCAGGUUGGUGUCACUAGUUACUCCUCUCCUCUAGGAACACUGCAGCGCCUGUGUAGGCAUAUGUGUUUGUGUGUGUACUGUACACAGGGCGUGUGUGUACAGUUUUUGAGCACAUGAGGAGUAACAGGGCUUCAUGGAGCUAAAACUUUAGAGGAGGACAGGAGGUUAGUGUAGGAUAGGGGAUGCUGUGUUUGACUGUGUGUCAUAGGGGAUACAGGUCAGGGUAUAUUUCUGAGAGCAGUGAAGAGGUAGGUGGCUGUUUGGUCAAGAAGGUUGUAGUGUACUAAAGGAGUAGUAUGCUUACAUCCGGUAGAAGAUCCAGGGUCUGUUUGUUAGUAAGUCGUCUGUGUGGGCAAUGUUCCCUCUAAUUUUUCCCGGCACUGAGCAAAUUUUAGGUCUGCUGAGCGCAAACUUGAAAAUGUAUCAGUGGCCAAGUAGGCUGCUGUGGCUAUUUGAUCAUAAUGUAGGCAUACCAGAGUUGACUACCAUAAAAAACUAUGGAGAAAAAUGCAUCCCAUAACAUUUAAAAAUGGAAAUAGCUGUUCUGUCAGUAGCAGCAAAUGUGUGGUCAAUGUAAGCCUACAUUCCAAGAGACUUUAGAAAAAAACAUGCAGGGCUUGACUUUAACCUGUUUAUCCACUUGUCCUUCAGACAACGAGGGGACUGAAAAUGUGGUGUUUGAUGCAAGAAACCACUACAAAAUAAAAUGCAUUAUUAUUCCCAUACCAUUAUUAGAGAGAAACAGACAAGUUAUGCUACCCUCUGCCUAUUGGCUACUUAGCUUAUUCAAGACCGUCUCAAAAUGCAACACUGCCCCUUUUAAGACAUACAAAAGCUCUUUACUUGACUAGCUUUUCAAAGAUGGCUAGAAAUGCACACAUUUUGUGCUCUUGUAGGAAGCAACCACUUGUUGACAAGAAAUUAGCUAUAACUGCUCUAAUAACUCACUAAUUAGCAAACAACAUGAACAAAUGUGCACAGGUGGCUACAUGCAGCUCUCGCUUUGAUAUCAGAACAAGCGCAUCUACUCGCGACCGCUAAUGCUUUAAAUACAGUCCAGUUCAAAGUGAAUGGCACAGAUCCAUAUAUGGCAAUGGCUAUUUGCAUAUAGGCCUACUGCAGCUCUGACUGGUUAUGGCGUACCGGUCUGUGUAGAGCCUUAGUCGUGCCUGUCAAUGCAAUAGACCCCUACUCCAAUGCGCUCUGCCUAAAAGAACAUCUCUUGCACAGUUAGUUUUGCAUACUAAUAAGUCUUCCAUAGUUUGUUUUUGUUUCGGUAUGUUACAUUGAAAGUGGCUAAUAUUGCGUUGAUUCGAGCACAAUUCCCACAGUAGAGUGAAACAUUGAUAGUGUUAACUAAAGUGGUAAAUUCUAGAAAGUUGAGUGAAGUUCAGUCUCGUACUUCGCUGCGCCACGCAUGCGCGCAGCUUAGAAUGAACAUUGUGUGUGGGUACAGUAGAAGAUAAAGGGUGCGGCAGAUCCAUACACUGGGUUGCUGUGGGUUGGUUGGUUGGCUGGCCCAUAUAUUUUAUCUCAGUUAAGAGAUAUUGGACAAGGGAGGCUCUUCUAUAAACCUGUCAUGUCAUGAUCAAUUACAGGGGCAAAGAAUAGUCCUGACUCUUUUUCACUGACUCUUCAUCACUGUCCUGUCCUGCCAUAGAGAAGUGGUCAUGAGAAGGAUAUGUAUGUCGUGGUCCUCUGUAGCUCAGCUGGUAGAGCACGGCGCUUGUAAUGCCAAGGUAGUUGGUUCGAUACCCGGGACCACCCAUACACAAAACAAAUGUAUGCACGCAUGACUGUAAGUCGCUUUGGAUAAAAGCGUCUGCUAAAUGGCAUAUUAUUUUAUUAUUAUUUACUAACUGACUGGUGGUAAGCUACUGAGUGUAUACCACCAACAUCGCCCUUAUGACUCCUCACUGCUGCUGUUUGACUCAUGUCCUCUGGAAUUUCACUGCCCGGCGUGCGCAUGUACGUGCGUGCAGCUUACUCGACAGUUGAGACCCUGCCCCAGCCCGUCAGCCAGGAGAGGAGAGGGAGUACAGUGGCAGGACUUUAGCUAGGUGUCUCUUUUAGCCACGCUACGCUACACAGUUCACUUGGGUAUGGGGUUUUACCCUGUCAAAUCAGAAGCCUACUGGUUGGCUAGGUUUACUGAUGCUGCACCUGUGAUGCAUGUGCUGAGAUCUUAUGGGAAAAUUACAAGUUGAUAGCUUUCUGUUAGCUGUUUUUGUUUUAGGGCACUGACGUCCUAUGAGUGAACCACUGUAGUCUGACACUGUUCUGUAGGUUUAGGAGACACACUGACUGUGUUGUGACACAUGGAGCAAUACCAUCACUAGUAUGUCCUCUGUGUUAUCUAGGCUACAUUCAUAUCUGAUGAUCUGUUGGAAUAACUUAGUGUCCAUGGUUAUCUCUGAAUCUCUCUCAUACACUCUCCAUUCUGCCAUCUGUUGCAGUGAGAGUCUGGAUGUGUACAUACCAUUCAACUCAACACCUCACUGUGUCUGGGUCUCAGUAUUCUUACAUUGCUCCCUCCCUCUCCUCUCCUUCAUGAUCACUGAUUGGUGAAUGGAUUGGAUACGGUAGAUUUCCACCAUAUAGCUCUCACCUGUCAUGUUCUGUCCCACUCAGAUCAGUGGUCAAAACAGGCUGAAGGAUGCAUUCUAAAGGAUUCCCACAGACUGCCUGUGUGUUGAUUUGAGUCCCUCUCUUUCCAGUCAUGUCAGAUCAGUGAUGGGAUGACAUGAGGAAAGGAUGUGUUCUGGAAGAGAACAAGGCCUGGUCCAACUGGAUUCAUAUUCACUAGGAGACAUACAGUUGAAGUCGGAAGUUUACAUACACUUAGGUUGGAGUCAUUAAAACUCGUUUUUGAACCACUCCACAAAUGUCUUGUUAACAAACUAUAGUUUUGGCAAGUCGGUUAGGACAUCUACUUUGUGCAUGACACAAGUAAUUUUUCCAACAAUUGUUUACAGACAGAUUAUUUAACUUUUAUAAUUCACUGUAUCACAAUUCCAGUGGGUCAGAAGUUUACAUACACUAAGUUAACUGUGCCUUCUAAACCGUUUGGAAAAUUCCAGAAAAUGAUGUCAUGGCUUUAGAAGCUUCUGAUAGGCUAAUUGACAUCAUUUAAGUCAAUUGGAGAUGUACCUGUGGAUGUAUUUCAAGGACUACCUUUAAACUCAGUGCAUCUUUGCUUGACAUCAUGGGAAAAUCAAAAGAAAUCAGCCAAGACCUCAGAAAUUUUUUUGUAGACCUCCACAAGUCUGGUUCAUCCUUGGGAGCUAUUUCCAAACCACGUUUGGUACCAUGUUCAUCUGUACAAACAAUAGUACGCAAGUAUAAACACCAUGGGACCACCCAGCCGUCAUACCGCUCAGGAAGGAGAGGCGUUCUGUCUCCUAGAGAUGAAUGUACUUUGGUGCCAAAAGUGAAAAUCAAUCCCAGAACAACAGCAAAGGACCUUGUGAAGAUGCUGGAGGAAACGGGUACAAAAGUAUCUAUAUCCAUAGUAAAACUAGUCCUAUAUCGACAUAACCUGAAAGGCCACUCAGCAAGGAAGAAGCCACUGCUCCAAAACCGCCAUAAAAAAGCCAGACAACGCUUCGUAACUGCACAUGGGGACAAAGAUCGUACUUUUUGGAGAAAUGUCCUCUGGUCUGAUGAAACAAAAAUAGAACUGUUUGGCCAUAAUGACCAUCGUUAUGUUCUUGCAAGCCGAAGACCACCAUCCCAACUGUGAAGCACAGGGGUGGCAGCAUCAUGCUGUGGGGGUGCUUUGCUGCAGGAGGGACUGGCGCACUUCACAAAAUAGAUGGCAUCAUGAGGAAGGAAAAUUAUGUGGAUAUAUUGAAGCAACAUCUCAAGACAUCAGUCAGGAAGUUAAAGCUUGGUCACAAAUGGGUAUUCCAAAUGGACAAUGACCCCAAGCAUACUUCCAAAGUUGUAGAAAAAUGGCUUAAGGACAACAAAGUCAAGGUAUUUGAGUGGCCAUCACAAAGCCCUGACCUCAAUCCUAUAGAACAUUUGUGGGCAGAACUGAAAAAGCGUGUGCAAGCAAGGAGGCCUACAAACCUGACUCAGUUACACCAGCUCUGUCAGGAGGAAUGGGCCAAAAUUCACACAACUUAUUGUGGGAAGCUUGUGAAAGGCUACCUGAAACGUUUGACCGAAGUUAAACAAUUUAAAGGCAAUGCUACCAAAUACUAAUUGAGUGUAUGUAAACUUCUGACCCACUGGGAAUUUGAUGAAAUAAAUAAAAGCUGAAAUAAAUAAUUCUCUCUAUUUUAAGAAUGUGAAAUGUCAGAAUAAUAGUAAAGUGGUGUUCCUAACUGACCUAAGACAGGGACCUUUUACUAGGAUUAAAUGUCAGGAAUUGUGAAAAACUGAGUUUAAAUGUAUUUGGCUAAGGUGUAUGUAAACUUCCGACUUCAACUAUAUAUGGAAGCAGACAGGAACUUGUCCAAUAACAAGUGCUCGUUUUUGUUGAAAAGCGUUUUCCGUUGCAAAACAUUUUGCAACGUUUUGCACUAAUGAAUACAGCCCAGGUUGUUUAAUGAGAGCCCCUGAUUUAUGGGCAGGGCAGCCCUGUGUAAUUGCUGUGCCGGACCCAACCACUGAGGGGGGGCAACUAGAGGCACACCUGGGAGUCCUAAAACCCUCUGACUUCCCCUUCUCUGUCCUCUCCUCUGAACUCACUGACCCCAAUGGCUAUCACUGCUGCAGUGCCACAAAGUACACUCAACAUGGUGUGCAGAUAUCUAUCUAUUUUCUAUGGAACACAGCAGAGAAAUUAUGGAUGCUAGUUAGAUUUUUCGCAUACGUUGUUGUCCAUUCAAUGCGUCGAGAAUUUGUUUUUUAUUAGGAUCCCUAUUCGCCACUGCGAAAGCAGCAGCUACUCUUCCUCUUCCAUCACCAGACCCUCGGCUUUUGGGGCUUUAGGCCAGAGUUAUUUUGUCUCAGCCCAGAGUCUUUUACCCUGCUCCACCCCCCUCCCUCCACUCUACAGUUAAUACAAGCCUACUGCUAAUGUGAGUUUACGCAAAGAAUGGCAGCCUAAAAUCCCAAUCCUGCUAUAUUGCACGUAACUAGAACAUUAUUUCAUGCAAAACAUUAUUUUGUGGUCUAGGCUGACACCCUUUGGAUGGUUUUGGAACUGCACAGUGCGCGCAGCAUGACUAGCUCACAUUAGUUAGCUGUAAUGUGACCAACAUCAACAUGAGGCUUUUUUUUUUAUUGCCAAUCAAAUAUUGGACAUGGUUAAUGAAAACAUUGCAACAAAAUAAUGGAAAAUUACAAUAUAGUUAUGCACUUGUAAUGUGUACUUGCUAAUAGAUUUUUUUAAAUAUUAUUAAAUGGGUUUACUGACCACAACCCAUUGAAUUAAUAUUAAGAAGUGUUGAUUAUUUGGCAUCAGAAGAGCACAGUGCAUGGGAGAAAGCAGUGAGAUAUGCAACAUAGUGUUAUGUUUCUGCAAAAUGUUCACUGCUAGCCUGCGAGGCAAAGAGUGCGGGGUGCUUCAUUUCGGUCGCGCAGGGAUCAAAUCCCCCUUCCCCGGAGUCAGCCCAAGGACUUCAGAGCUGAGCCCUGGAUGUUCUGUGACGUCCCUGCUGGGGUCCACACAAAAUAUGAAACAUUAUAUAAUACAGAACAUGAAUAGACAACAACAGCUCAAGGACAGAACUACAUACAUUUUAAAUGUCUCACACAGCCUACAUAUUCAUACAUACAGACAAUAUCUAGGUCAAAUACGUAAUACAGUGCAAAUUACAAUACAGAAUAAUGGUGUAUUAAGGUGUUAUUUUCUCUGUUUUUAUUGCUAUCUUGAGUUAACUGGGAUGGCAGAGUUCCAUGUAGUCAUGGCUUUAAUACUGUGCGUUUCUCAGUCUCUGUUCUGGACCUGGGGACUGUGAAGAGACCUCUGAUUGCAUGUCGAUUAGUGUCCGAACUGUGUGCCAAGUGCUUGAACAGGCAGUUCGGUACCUUCAACAUAUCAACACCUCGCACAAAGACCAAUUUGUGAUGCACUCAAUCUCUCCCUAUGUCCCUCUUUGCUGCACAUGACCACACAGCUGGGAAGUAGGCCAGGUGUGACAAAACUAAGGCCUGUAGGACCAGUCUGGUCGACAGAUGUCAAGAAGGCAAAGCAAUGUCCUAUCAUGGACUGACCUCUUCUCAUUUUAGUAACCAUUGAGUCUAUAUGUUUUAACCAUGACGGCUUGCUAUCUAGGGUUACACCCAGCAGUUUAGUCUCUUCAACUUGCUCAAUCACCACAUUAUUCAAUAAUCGAUCAAAAUGAGGUAGAGCGAGUGAUUUGUAACAAAAACAAUGCUUUAAAUGUUUUGUUUAUAUUUAGCACCAGCCUAUUGCAAGUUACCCAUUCUAAAACUGACUGGAGCUCUAUGUUAAGGGUGUCAGUUAUUUUACUGUUGCAGCCGGCGUGUAUACUGUUGAGUUGUCAGCGUACAUACACACACCUGCUUUAUUCAAGGUCAGUGGAAGGUCAUUAGUAAAAACAGAAAACAAUAAUGGCCCUAGCCGGCUGCCCUGCGGUACACUAGAACAAUAUUAAAAUAUUUGUAAUCAAAUUAAAAGUAUUUGCAAGCAAAACCAGCCAAGAUUACCGUUUGUACAACAUAACUGCAGUCUCACGCAUCACGCAACAGACGUCAUCAGAGCACGCAACAGAUCAGUGUACUGUCUACACUCGGUUGGUUGGUUUUAUGAAAUUGUUUUCAUUAAAUUGUUUUCAAUCAUGUCAACAACAACAUAUUUAACCAUUGGAAGUUCUGAUAGCUACAGAUUCCGCGACGCGGUUAGCUUUUUCAGCUGGGACCGCAAGUUUGUGUCCUGGAUUCCUGCAAAAAAUAAAUAAAUAGUUAGCAGUUAGCCAUCAUGCUUACAGAGCAAGUUAACGCUAGCAGUGCUGGAGUCAAAUGGCACCAGGUGUGAGAGAUCUACGCAAGAGGAGGAAAAUAAGGUGGAACUGAUAUAUUAACAUAAACUCUUGGUCUGUUCCAAAUGUAUCAUCAUCAAGCAGCUUUGGGAAGAGAUUCUCUGGCUGCUAGCUCAGCUGCGGGAAAAACAAGAUGUGCUUUCUAAGUACUUUGUUGCAGCCCAGGCACACAGAAUUUCAGUUCUGAAUGCCUCCUACAGCCAAGGGGUCGAUGAGUCGCGCGGUACUGACAUGCUCCAAUCCACUGGACAGAUGGUAAGUUCAACUCCGCAGCCAGUGGGAGACUGGACACUGGCAAGGUGAAGGAGGUUGGGUGGGAGGCAGUCUGGUCGUCUCCAUAUAUCCUAGAAGAUCAGAUCCAGCUAUUAAACAGCUUUGCCCUGCUGGAGGCUGACAUACCGGCCCCGGGAGUCCGCUCUGAUCCUGGGAGUACACCAACAGCCAGCAACCGCCAGGGGCGCUGACCAAAGGAAACAAGGUCUUGGGCCCUCCACCAUCUCCCAGAGGAUUCCGAUGCCAUCUGCUGCUACUGGUACAUGUGCGGUGAGUCGAAGCACACCUCCUCCCCCCUGCCCGAGGCAGGCCCGUUAUGUUCCCCCUCUUCCUUCCCUAUUGGAUUCCAUCACGACCACCGUCGUCGUGGGCAGCUCGAUGGUGAGUGAUUUUUGGCCUGUGGGCCGACCAAGGUCCACUGUCACCCAGGCGCCCGUGUCCAAGAUAUCAACUUCCUCCUGCCCACAGUUCUAGCCAACUACUCUAAUAUUGGCACCAUUGUCACUCACAUUGGAUUUAACAACAUUAGUUUUCGGCAAUCGGAGGAACUGAAGAAGGCCUACAACAUUCUCUUGAAUGCCCUUGUUUGCACAGGGAAGAGACCACUAAAGCUGCACUAAAGUAACAAAAUAGCUCCCACAAUCUUCUUACUAUCAAUUUCUUUCAGCCAGUCAUCAGUCAUUUGUGUCAGUGCUGAGCAUGUUGAGUGCCCUUCCCUAUAAGCAUGCUGAAAGUCUGUUAAUUUGUUUUCUGUAAAAUAACUUUGUAUUUGAUCAAACACCAUUUUUUCCUAAAGUUUGCUAAGCUCUUGUAACAGGAUGAUUGGUCGGCUGUUCUAACCAUUUAAAAGGUGCUCUGCUAUUCUUGGGAAGUGGAAUGAUCUUUGCCUCCCUCUGUCUUCUAGGAUUAAAUUCAAGAUGUGGCAAACAGGAGUCACAAUGUAUUCUGCUACCAACCUCCGCAAUUUACCAUCCAGGUUGUUGGUACCAGGUGGUUUUCACUUCUUCCACACCCACUUUGCGGAACUCAAAACUACAGUGUUUGUCUUUCAUUAUUUGGUCCGUUAUGCAUUAAUAUGAAGGCUCAGCAUUUGUUGUUUGUAUGUCAUGCCUAAAUUUGCUAAUCUUGUCAACAACAAAGUUAUUAAAGGGGUUGGCAAUAUCAAAGGGUUUUGUUAUGAAAAAGCCAUCUGCCUCAUGACUGAUGGAGACAAGUUUGCCUUUUUGCCUGGAAUUUCACUUAAAGUACUCCAGAGCUUUUUAUUAUCAUUCUUUAUAUCAAUUAUCUUUGUUCCAUAGUAUAGUUUCUUCUUCUUUUUUAGUUCCGUGAUUUCUCAAUUUACUGUAUGUUUGCCAGUCUGCUAUGUUGUCAGACUUAUUUGCUAUUCCCUUUGCCUCAUCCCUCUCAGCCAUACCGUUUCAAUUCAUCUAUCCAUGGGUGAAUUUGGCAGUUCUAACAGUCAGUUUCUUGAUGGGCGCAUGCCUAUCAGUAACCAGAAGAAGCAUCAUACUCAGCUGUCAUUGAGGGGCUAUUCAAAUGCUCUGCUCACGUGCUGCAUGGGCUACAUAAAGGCUUUCAAAGAAACAGCGCCUCUACGCUGUAUAAAAAACAUGAGGCUUCCGAUUGUGAGGUAGGCAUCAAUGAGGAGCACUCAGUGUCAAACCCCUCUCCCCUCUCUCUCGUGUUGUGUGGGAGCGGAUUGGAACAUUGAGUACCUUCAGCACAUUUGUGACAUUCCUCUAAGGGGGUCUUAACCUCAGCCGCCCUACACACAAACAUCUCACCUCUGGGCAGAGGUGGUGGUAAACAGAGUAGUGAGGUAGGGGUUAAGGGAAGCUAAUGUCAGACAGAACACGUGCCAAUGAAUAUACAUCAAAUGUGUUAACCUUUCUCUUCCCUCUCGCCCUCUCUCUGCUGCUCUCUCCUCUCUCACAGCAGUGUGUGUGGGGAGCAGUGAGGAUGACUGAAUACAAGUUGGUGGUGGUGGGGGCUGGAGGUGUGGGGAAGAGUGCACUCACCAUCCAGCUCAUCCAGAACCACUUUGUGGAUGAAUACGACCCCACCAUAGAGGUAUGUACUGUGUGAGUGUGUGCGUGUGUGCACGCGUGUCCAGAACUUCUGUCCACAUCUGCAGCUGAUCACUGUGGUUGAUGUCAUGUGGAUGUGGCCCCUCCCCUGAUCUGUAGUGAACAGAGUAGAGUAGGCUAGUGUGACUACUGGCUCACUGGAGAGACCACUGUUAACUACCGAAUGUCAUUACCAAACAGGCUACUCACUAUCAGUUCAAUUCUCCAAAAUAAUUUUUUUAAAGUUUCAAUUUCUUACUCCACCGCUACUCCUUUUUUAGUUCCUCUCAGUUCACUAUAAGAGAGAUUUUUAGAGACGGCGAGAGAACAGGAGAGAGCGAGUCUGUCUGUGCUUUCUCUUCUCUCGCUCUCUUUCUCACCACGCCUGCCUCUGGCCAGACAAUGUCCUUUUUGUGUGUGUGCAUUCCUGGCCCCUAUGCACUAGCACACAAAGGCCCUGCACCACAUGUUUGUGUCUGUGUGUUGGGACGCUAAACAUUGGCCCUGCUACUCUGCCCCUUUGAUACCACUAUCUCUUCUCUGGCCAGUCACACAGCAUGGGGAUUUCGCAUAGAUAUCAACCAGCACACUCCACGUGUGUGUGUGUGCUUGCCUGUGUGUGAGAGAGACUAUCAAUCAGGUCCCAGACCCAGACUCAUGCUUUAAGCCUAGUCAAGAGAUGUGUGUAAAUGGUUAGUAUAUUGAACACUCAUCAAUGGAUUUCAGCUUAUACUCCAUUAGAGCAUUCAUUACAGAUUGUAGGGUGUUCACCCAUAAAAUGAUUAAUUCAUUCAAGGUUUAUACAAAUGUGUCCAUUCAAUAGAGCAUUCUGUCAGAAAAGAGAUAGUCCCAACCCCAUGUCUCUACCAUAUAUGGUUCAAUGUUACAGAAGAUUUACUCUGAGAAUUUAGCAUGUUUAGAGUGAAUGGAAUGUCAUCACAGGCGUGAUCAAAAAGUGGUCACUGCGCAAUAAAACUCUUAACGGCGCUAACUUCAAUUGACAAGCUAACUAGUGGCUGCAGGUUUGUGCGUGAAAACAUGGGCUUUUUCUAAAUGAAAUCCGCUGAAUAAAAAACUAAAUAGGGACUAAAUAUAUAUUUAUUUACAAAGCUAAGAGACUGAAUUUCAGUAUCCAACCUUCGCGAAGACAAUCUGUUCCUGUUUUCAUUGUGUAUUUCUGAGUCUUUCCCUUUAAAUCGCCAUAGAAACUGCCCCUCUCAACGUAGUUUGAUUUCUAUUAUAGGCAAUGAAAGCCAAGAAUCUUGAGCUGAAAAUGACGAAGGUAUCAAGUUGAUUUUGAUUGGUCCAACCACAGGAAACGCCUCCAAAUGAUACCACCUCACAACGCCAAAUAUGGAAGAGAUACAACUAAGAGCGGCACAGUCUAAACUAGCAAUGGUCACAGCAAAUUAACGUUAUUAUUUAAUCAACACUGUCAAGUACAAGUAUAUUACGUUUAUAAUAUUGUAGAGAACAAUCUAAUGAUUAAUUCUGUGUAAUUUAUAAUGACAUGGGGCAAAGAAAAAUGCAUUUUUACAUUAAUUUCAUAGCACCCUCUUGAAUUGCCCUGUUUUUCUCUACAUUGUACAGCAGUGAGUGAAUGCCUACAUAUUGUUUGUAUGUUAAUUUAGUGCCCCAGGGGUUGAGUUUGUUAAGGUAACUGUGGCUGUGGGCCAAUUUAACUUACACACAUCCUUACACACCAAACCAAUUCUUGUAAAUCCUUAAGCAGGAGUGGGCAAAUGCACACUUGGGUAGAGAAUCCGUAGGCAGUCUGUCUGUAGCAGUGUAACUGGAGGAUGUCCCCCCCCCCCCCCCCCCCCCCCGCUUCAGGACUCAUACAGGAAGCAGGUGGUGAUUGACGGGGAGACAUGUCUGCUGGACAUCCUGGACACUGCAGGUCAGGAGGAGUACAGCGCCAUGAGGGACCAGUACAUGAGGACAGGGGAGGGCUUCCUCUGUGUCUUCGCAAUCAACAACACCAAGUCCUUCGAGGACAUCCACCAGUACAGGUGUGUGUGUGUCUGUGACUGGCCAGGGGGCUGUAUGUGAUGGUGGGGGGGAUCAUGGCUGUCUUGUGUGCAAGCUCUCUGCAGUAGCUAGCUAGGUGAUGUCAUGUCUUAGCAUUUAACACAGCUAAAGCUUAGCCUUCCGACUGGAGUGAUUACAGCACGUUGCCAAUGAAAUCGAUCCUGACUCAAUUAGACCAGAGGAGAGUAGCGCAGAGGAGGAACACUCCCAAGGACAUGGAGGGAGUGAGGCAAGAAUUCCAGAUGGAGAUGAUGAUAAUCUAUUCUGCCUCCUCUCUUUCCAUCUCCCCACUCCUGGUCUCUCUCAUUCUCUCUACCUUUCGCUCUACCUCUUGUUUGUUUUUAUUGGUAAUGAGGAAAGUUAUGUUAUAUUUGGGGAACAUAUGAUUAGCAUGUUUUAGAUUAGAACCACACGAUAAGCAACACAUUUGUCUACCCCCUGUGUUACACCUGACCACCUGGGGUGCCAGGCUCCAAAGCACUCUGUUAAUGACACCACAUCACUGUCUAAAGAUGGACAGACACUCAACCCUGUAAUAAUACUCAACAUCCCAGAUCCCAGGCCAGAAUAGAGGACUACUGAGUUACCCUGGUCAGAUUUUUUUUAAAGAUGUAUUGUUCAUCUGAUAGACAGAGGGAGGGCAGCUUGUUGUCCCUCUGUGUUAACUCCAGCUCUAAUAUUCGAGGUGUGCCAGGCUGCCAGCAGUGGGAUUGGCAUGGCUUGCCUGUUGCCCUCCAUCUGGCCUGCACUAUACAGGGGACCAACCUGGGCAAAGCGCUAUGCAGAGUCACUAAUCUACAAAUCAAACAGACCAUAGAUCAGUUGCUGGGCUUGCAUUGGCUAUUGUGUGUACUGAUAGGUGAUGAAGGUGAAUUGAGGGGGUGAUGUAUAGAUCUGACCCAGUCCCUUCACGCAGGCAUCUGACUGGAUGCUUGCUUAAGUGAUUAGCUCAUUCUGUUGGCUGCCAUCCAUCUCCUCAGAUGCACAGCCAUAGACAUUGGGCAUGUGCGUGCCAGGCACGACUGCAGAAAAAGACAACCUGGAACGCCACCGCUAGAAAUCAUCCACCCGGUUAGCUGUCCUGAUUGUGACUGUGCUGAGCUCCAGACAGAGAGAGAGUUGAAAGGUGGCACGAGCUGAGGAUAUGUAUUGAGCUGAGCUGAUGGAUAGAUCUGACCCACUCCCCUCACACACUCACACUCCCCUGGCCUGCUGGCUAGAUGGCUGCUGGAGAGAUGAGGUCAUGCUGUUUGCUGCCCUCCUGCCUGCCGUCCACCUCCAUCCCUCCUCCAGCAGUGCAGCACAGCCUGCUCCUCUGGGUCCUACAGCCCGCUCCUCUGGGUCCUACAGCCCGCUCCUCUGGGUCCUACAGCCCGCUCCUCUGGGUCCUACAGCCUGCUCCUCUGGGUCCUACAGCCCGCUCCUCUGGGUCCUACAGCCCGCUCCUCUCGGUCCUACAGCCCCUUGAGUGUCUGACUGUGGUGGUGUUUAUGGAGAAAAGGAGAGGGAGGUAGGAUCCUAAGACAGAAGGGUGAAAUGACCCAUGAACACUCGGCUCCUUCAUUGGGAGUUGAUCGUGCCAACACUUUACAUAAUGCAUUAGUUGUGGAAUUAUGUUGUAACAGGUGGAUAUAUGCAGAGCAAGCUUAUUAUAGUUUGUUUUUAUAUUCGUUUUUAUUUAUAUUCAUUUUCCAAUUUUUAUUUGAAAUUAAUUUGAGUUUCCAUUAGUUUAUAGACCUGAUUUGCUAGUUUUUAUUUAGUUGUAGUUGUAUAGCAAUAUUUCUAUUUCGUUGUUUUGUUUUAGUGUUGGGGACAGAAAGCAUGUGAGGGAGGCUAGGAACCGUUUGUGCUGUAUAGUUUUUUGGGAUGUCCCUUCUUGCAACUGAGGGGCAGUAAUACAGUGCCUUUGGAAAUUAUUCAGACCCUACAGCCUUAUUCUAAAAUUUAUUAAAUUGUUUUUUCCCCCUCAUCAAUCUACACACAAUACCCCAUAAUGACAAAGCGAAAACAGGUUUUUAUAAGUUUUUGCUAAUUUAUUACAAAUAAAAAACGGAAAUAUCACAUUUACAUAAGUAUUCAGACCCUUUACUCAGUAAUUUGUUGAAGCACCUUUGGCAGCGAUUACAGUCUUGAGUAUUCUUGCUACAAGCUUGGCACACCUGUAUUUGGGGAGUUUCUCUCAUUCUUCUCUGCAGAUCCUCUCAAGCUCUGUCAGGUUGGAUGGGGAGCGUCGCUGCACAGCUAUUUUCAGGUCUCUCCAAAGAUGUUGGAUCAGGUUCAAGUCCGGGCUCUGGCUGGGCCACUCAAGGACAUUCAAAGACUUGUCCCGAAGCCACUCCUGCGUUGUCUUGGCUGUGUGCUUAGGGUCGUUGUCCUGUCUGAGAUCCUGAGUGCUCUGGAGCAGGUUUUCAUUAAGGAUCUGUCUGUAUUUUGCUCCGUUCAUCUUUGCCUCGAUCCUGACUAGUCUCCCUGCCACUGAAAAACAUCCCCACAGCAUGAUGCUGCCACCACCACGCUUCACCGUAGGGAUGGUGCCAGGUUUCCUCCAGACGUGAUGCUUGGCAUUCAGGCCAAAGAGUUCAAUCUUGGUUUCACCAGACCAGAGAAUCUUGUUUCUCAUGGCCUGAGAGUCCUUUAGGUGCCUUUUGGCAAACUCCAAGCGGGCUGUCAUGUGCCUUUUACUGAGGAGUGGCUUCCAUCUGGCCACUCUCCCAUAAAGGCCUGAUUGGUGGAGUGCUGCAGAGAUGGUUGUCCUUCUGGAAGGUUCUCCCAUAUCCACAGAAGAAUUCUAGAGCUCUGUCAGUGACCAUUGGGUUCUUGGUCACCUCCCUGACCAAAGCCCUUCUCCCCUGAUUUCUCAGUUUGGCCGGGCGGCCAGCUCUAGGAAGAGUCUUGGUGGUUCCAAACUUCUUCCAUUUAAGAAUGAUGGAGGCAACUUUGUUCUUGGGGACCUUCAAUGCUGCAGAAAUGUUUUGGUACCCUUCCCCAGAUCUGUGCAUCGACACAAUCCUGUCUCGGAGCUCUACGGACAUUUCCUUUGACCUCAUGGCUUGGUUUUUGCUCUGACAUGCACUGUCAACUGUGGGACCUUAUAUAGACAGGUGUGUGCCUUUCCAAAUCAUGUCCAAUCAAUUGAAUUUACCAUAGGUGGACCCCAAUCAAGUUGUAGAAACAUCUCAAGGAUGUUCAAUGGAAACAGAAUGCACCUGAGCUCAAUUUCGAGUCUCAUAGCAAAGAGUCUGAAUACUUAUGUGAAUAAGGUAUUUAUUUUUAUUUAGCAAAAAUUUCUACAAACCUGUUUUCUUUUUGUCAUUAUGGGGUAUUGUGUGUAGAUUGCCUAGGGUAUGUAUUUAUUUAAUCCAUUUUAGAAUAAGGCGGUAAAGUAACAAAAUGUGGAAAAAGUCAAGGGGUCUGAAUACUUUCGGUAAUGGGUCAGGCUAUAGGUUAGGUUUAAUUCAUAAAGUCAAUCUCAAUGUGACUUGGAUUUAAAAGGAAUAGCGCUGAGACUGGUGAAAAAAAACUCUCUCUCAUCCAGGCUUACACCAAUCCAAUGCUUUUUAACUUUAGUAGUACAUGUAAGAAGAAUCGAGCUAGAUACCUAGCCAAUUUUCCCAUUUUAGCUAGGUGAUAGUGAUGCACAAGCUAGGCCUAUUUGAAACAUCACCAUCUCCUGGCUGUAUUAACUUGCCAGAUUCAGUAUCUUGAAAGCCCCCCCAUUAGAUUUUAUUUCAUUUUAAUUCGUUUUGGAGUCAAAGAUAAUAGUUUCAGUACAGUUUUAGUUUUUCAAACGUGUUUUGUUAAUUAUUUUAUUUAAGUUUACUAAAUAGUUUUUUCAUGAUUCGUUUCAGUUUACUAUACUAACCUUGGUGUAGUGGAGGGUAAACAAAGUUUACACACCUUUUUUGUUUUUGCUUGACAGUUUUACCCACCUUUUGUGGAAAAAUGCAUUGAAAGUAUAGGGAGGGUUACUUUUUUCACCGUGAUCAGAGUUUACCCACCUAUUUUCACCACUGUAUCACUGGGUAUGUGUACAGGCAAUUACAUUGUGUUUUCCAUAGCUGCAAGUGCUUACGACUCUACUAAAGUUUUUCUACUGGCAGUUCCUGUGGUUUAAGGCCCAUGUAAUGUCGAGUACGGUCCUCAUUUCAGUAGAAACGGGUUAAACCAGGUAGGGAACUGACCAGUGUUUUUCUGUCUUCCUAUAGGGAACAGAUCAAGCGCGUGAAGGACUCUGACGACGUGCCCAUGGUGCUGGUGGGUAAUAAAUGUGACCUUCCAUCGCGUACUGUGGACACACGGCAAGCACAGGAACUGGCCCGCAGCUACGGAAUUCCCUACAUCGAGACCUCGGCCAAGACACGACAGGUACGCUUACACACACACACACACACACACAGAGCAGUGAGGGUCCCUCAAUGCAAUGUAUAUGUGUGUGUGUGCGGUGCUGGGAACAUUUUCUACAAAUACACAAAGUUAUGUUGUUGAUGGCCAUCAAGUUUACGACCUUGUAAAUAUGUAAUGCCCACCUUUUUGCAGAUUGUUCUGACUGUGUGUGUGUUUUGCAGGGGGUAGAGGACGCUUUCUACACACUAGUGAGAGAGAUCAGGCAGCACAAGCUGAGGAAGCUCAACCCUCCGGACGAGAGUGGACAGGACUGCAUGAGCUGCCGCUGUGUGGUGUCGUGAUGGAGGUCGUUCAGAAACUCUACCAACUUCAUCGCAAGCAUAAUCAACAACAUCGUUCACAGCAAAGAGACACUGAAUCCUUACACAAUAUCUUAAUCAUUUCUCUUUUUCUCCCACAGCUCACCAGUUCGGGGUGAGGAGUGGACCUAUGGCGCGUAGUGGCAGCAUGGACUUAAAGACUGACGGUGGAGGAUGAAACAACAACAAACUUUGAAACUAAAGAGGACAGUCAAAGAAAAGCAGAGCAAGCGGAUGCACCACCAGGCUGACUGUGUACCAUAGAGGAGAGGGGGAUCUUGCCCCUGCCAGGCCGUGCUAGACUAGACUAGGCUGUCUGUCUGUCCCCUCUUUGAGUCCAUGUCUGCCAGAGCAACACCACUAAUAACUGUUUCUCACCAGUGAUCAUGCUCGGCAGCUCCAAUGAGUUCCUGCUAAGUUAUUGUUUUACAGUCUCAACACUGGUCUUAAAGGGGGAUGUCACCAAUCCCUGGUGAGUCCCCCUCACCACCACCUUCUCAUACCUCAAAACCCUGAUUUUACAUUUGACCCCCCGAAAAGACUGGACAGUAGUAGCCUAUAUCCCCAUCCCUAAUUUAACCUCCCCCCAGCCUCCUUGUUCCUCUCUAGAGGGGCUCUGCAGUAACCUCAUUAUUACGGACACAAGUAUGGGGACGGAGCAUGACAAAAGACACGCCACAUAGGAAUGGUCCUUUUUUUAUUUAAUUUUUUUGGUUAGUCUAGCUGUCAAAUCGAACUUUCUUUUCUUCUUAAAACACGUUUUUUUUUUUAUGUGGCUUUUUUGUGAUUUGAAGGUGAUCAUGCUCGGCAUUGUAAGGUAAGCCAGGAUGUUUAUUUUGUGUGAUGGGCUGUAGCCAUUUUAAGACCUGUCACCGUGAGGAAGUCCUUAUUUGGGUCCUUAUGUGGGCAGGGCUGUGGAUCAGACAGAUGGAUGGACUCAUUUUCCCAGAGUGCCAUUGCCUUCCCCCUCACAAACAUGUUCGUGCACAUGUGUGAGUGUGCUAAAGGGUUCUCUUUGUGGAGUAAUAUAGGACUAGAUAUUGUAGGUUCUGGUGCAAUAGGAAUGUUUACUGUCUAGGUUUAAGAAUUGGGAAUAAACCAUCUCUCUCUCAUGCCUAUUUAUUAUUUGCUUGUAUUUUUUGGGUGGAGAAGGG